CCUCAUCAUCGGUAGCUGAAGCUGGCCGGAGGACGCUCAACGAAGACGGGAAAUUUGAAGUUUGUUGGCUGAUGCGCCACAACAAUAGGAGCAGCGACCCAAGCUGGGAAAGGAGACAGAGUCGCUAUUGUGGAGGUCUUUUUGGGUUGGAGCGCGACGGAUAUGGAUCGGCGAUGUGGUGGUCGUUGGUCGUCGAUGGAAACAGGGAGCACGGCGUCUAGCAUCAAUCAAUUUCCGGAAUUAAACUUCCCGGUUGGACCACCCGGAAUUCCCGAAUUUGACCGGUGUUGACCGAUAUUGACCAGGCUAUCAUACCGAUGACAUUCCAGUCGGUUUCAUGACCGGAACCGGUUGAACCAGUUUUAACCGGCCGACAUUUUUUAAGAACAAAAUCAAGAAACACGUACAUCUCCUCCGUCCCUUUGUUCAAGGUCCUCCUCUACUGUUCUUCAGCGAUUCCCAGAGGCUCCGACCUCCGCUCCCACGGCAGCUCGCCACCCCAAUCCUUUCCCCUCGCCACUAUCAACACUUUGCCAACAUUAUCUCCAAAUCUCACCCAAAUCCCUCUUCCUUCCAACUAGCUAUCGUCUAUCAUCCCCACUUCUUCGAUGCCGUCAAUCUCAGCGAUAUUGACCACCAUAGAGAGACAAGUGUGAAGAAGUACAAAUCUCCAGCCACCUCCAUCUCACCACGACGAAAACGAAAAUGACUAGCUGGGAACCCAAACUCGGCCGCCUGAAAUUGAUGCACCAGAUAAUCACAACCCCGCCAAGCCAACCACCAGCCACAGCUCUUGCGGCAUCUUCCGAGCUUCGACAACCUUGGUCGGCAUGAAAGGCAAGUCCUACCAGCCCCAAAUCAAUCGAAUCCCCAGCCUCACCCUCAAACCCCUCUUAUCCUCAAUCACCUGGCCUGUUGGAAUCUGAAAUCCAAUCAUGUACUUGAGCAAAUAAAAUUUCCCUACCAUAUCAAUUUCUGGACGCGACGUCUUCUCUUAUGCUCACUGAGGACGAAAUUUUCAACAUUGAGCUACACAACCCGAGGCCUAGGCCAAGUCCAAUGCAAAACCCCAAAUUUGGGGGUCUUGAACUCCAAAUUUGCGGAUUGAACGCCAUUUUCUCUUCUUUUGUUCCAAUGCAACAAACUCCAUAUUUGGGGUUCUUAAUAUUUCCAGUUUUUUCAUUUACUUAAAAAUGUACUUAUUGUAGCCUUAAUAUAAUUUAUUCAUGUUAAUUUUUGUAUAAUUCGUCAUCAUUUUUUAAUACAAAUUUUCGAUAAAAUUUUGUUAAAUUUCGAGUCCGAAUUUUUUUGACAAAAAAUUAUGUACCUAAUUUGGGUUUACACACAACAAUUGAAAAUGAUUGAUAUAAUUAAAUCCCUAACUAAUUCCCUAAUUAAACUCUCAAUUAACCCCUAAAAUCUUAAAAUGAAAAAGAAAAGCCACGUGGCGGGCUUUGGUCAGCCUCUAUAUUUGGGAAUUCCCAUUUCCAUCUCCAAAUUUGGGGUUCUAUAUGCAGGAUCCUCCAUUUAUGGAGGCCCAAACCUCCCCAUUGGACCAUCUCCUCCUUCAUUUUUGCAGAUUCCCCAUUGGACUCAGCCUAAUCCCCAAUUCCUCUUGUCGGGGUAGUCAAUUCUGCCUCUGGCACUGUAAACUGCUCGUGUCUAGAUGAAACCACUCUUUGUUGGUAACUUCUCUUUGUCAAUCUGCUGAUUUAGAUGUGGCCGGAUCGAUUUCCUUCAACAAUUAUGCCUCUGUGAUUGAAAUUUUGAAAAUGUUGGAGCUUCUACCGUUGUGGAGAAAAUGAAACCCUCUAUUUAUCAUUCUCAUUUAUGUUUAUUGUUUCAGAUGCUCGAAGAACUCUCUGUUGCAUCUCCUGGGCGAUUUUCCAUGAUGACUUCUAGUUCUUCGGAGAGUGGCAGUAGAGGUUUUAGGACCAGUUCGAAACAGACAUACAUGCUGCCUCAAAUGCAACCUCAAUCGCAGGCAUCUGUGAGUGGUUUGCCAGCUCUACACGUGUUUCCAAUCAGCAAGAGAGGGGAUGUUGCAGUUGUUAAGGGUAAGGAGGAGUCAAAGAGCUUGGAAGGCCAAGAUGAAGUAAGCUCGGUGUUGAAUUAAGGACCUGGAGAAGCAAGUAAAGGACUGUAAGGAGUGGGCACAUCAGAAGGCGAUACAAGCUGCUAGAAAGCUGGCUAAUGAUUUGACAGAGCUUAAAAUGCAGACCAGUGGUUUGACAGGGCAAAUGCAAUUGAGAGGCAGCUCGAGACCGAGAAUGCAGAGAUUAGAGCCAAUAAGGAGGUCUCUAAGUUAAGUUCUUCUGAGCCAGUUACGACGUGUUUGGAAGCUGCAAAGAGGGAGAAGAAGUGUCUAAGAGGCUUUUGGCUUGGGAGAAGCAGAAAGCUGAGCUGCAGGAUGAGACUGCUUACGAGAAAGAGAAUAUCAAUGAGUUGCAAAGGUGUCUGAGCUUGGUCGAACAAGCAAAGAAAUAUGUUGAGGUUUGUUAAUUACUGUCUACCUUGUGUGUUAUCAAUUUAACCUCCUCAAAUUUAAUUAGGUUAUGAAUUUAACUUGAUAGAAAGUGGUGAGUAUGUGAUGUGAAUGAGGUCUUGAUUCAUGAGGCUUUAUUUUAGUUUUUUAAUGGUGGAUAUGCUGGAGACAAGUUUGUUUGUUGAACCAUGUCGUUUUAACUGUUGGUAUUACUUGAACCUACUCAAUUUAAUUAGGUUAGAAUUUAACUUGAUAGAAGUUGGCGAGUAUGUGAUAUGAAUGUGGCCUUGAUUCAUGAGGCUUUCUUCUGGUUUUUUACUGGUGGAUAUGCUGGAGACAAGUUGGUUUAUUGAAGCAUGUCAUAUUAUCAAGUCCAGUUUCCCAAUUAAAACUCCCUAAAAAAAUGCAGGACAUUUAGCAGGUCGAACUAGAGCCGGGUAAUAUCUUAUGAUUCAAAUCCACAAAUUAUGAAUGGUGUAUAUCAUAAAAACUCCAUGUACCUCUUUCUUUGUUUCCUCUAUCGUCUUCUUCAUUGUUUAUCCCUUUAUCCUCUGACCCUCUCUAAUGAGGAGUAGUCAUUUACUGUUUAGUGAAUAUCUUGUCCUGACUAGGGAUGACAACAAAACCCGAACCCACGGGUACCCACUCGAUCCAAACCGGUCAAUGCGGAUAAAAUCCUUGUUGACGGGUUUUGGGCCGAGUUCGGGUUUAAACCCGCUACACUAUUCACCGGGUUGGGUCUGGUUUGGGUUUAGAUAAACCCGCCCCAUGGGUACCCGCCCACACAUAUAAUUACUUUCCCGGUAUAUUUAAUAUUCUAAAUAAUAUAUCUUCCUUAAACAACUAAUAUUCUUUAUGUUUGUGGAAACAUGUAUAAUUUGUUCUUUCUAAUUGUUUAGAAUGAAGUUGAUAUUAUAGAGUGGAGAGUGAAGAAAUUUAUUUGACGAGGAAGAAGCUUUUCAUUAAUCUUGUUGUUUAUAGAUGUUUAUCUUUAAUUUUAAACAAUUUGUAUUGAUCGUUUCCGGUUUGUUUGUAUGUUCUAGAUUGAUGUUUUUUUGUAUGAAUAAUUUGUAUGAGAAAAUGAUGUUAAACUUUUAUUUUGAAAGAAAUUUGUUAUUGUAAAUUUUUUACCAUAAAAACCCACGGGUACCCAGCGGGUUGGGUUGGGUUUGAGUUUUUCAAACCCAACGGGUUUUACCCGGGUUUUUUUUACGGAUAAACCCAUGGGUUUGGGUUUGACAAAACCCGCUCCAACCCGACCCAUUGCCAUCCCUAGUCCUGACAUUGAUUGUCGAAGUAUGCAUGGCUGGUUUGUCCAUAAGGCUUAUAGUCCAGUUUUUGGGCAGAGCUGCAAGCGUAGCAGAUGUUGGUACGUUUUGGUGUUUUGGUCAGUGGCGGACCUAAGGCAAGGGAGGGUGUGUCGUCCGACACACCCUCGCUCGAGAAUUUUGUGAAGGACCUACAUAUUUUUUGUACAAAUUUUUUUAUUUCGAGAUAGCCGACACACCUUCAUUAUACUCGAAGAAUUUAUCAUCCGAAUAAAUCAAUCUUAAUAAUAAUCUUUUUAAUUUUGUUUAAAAUAACUCAUAAAUCAUAAUCCUAUCAAUUCCUAUUAAAAAAAACUCUCAACCCAUACAAUAUACAUGUGUGAUGUGUGUUGCGCCUCGGCCUACACUUAAAAAAGAAAAAAAAACCCACAAGCCUAAUGGCCAAUAGCCCAGGCGGCCACUAACUCCCCAUCAUUACCUGUUGCAACGACAAGCUGCGAAAGAAUAUUUUUAGUUAUGAAGAUAAUCAAGAAUGAUCUUCGAAAUCGGUUGAGUGACCAAUUUAUGAAUGAUUGUUUAGUUGUGUAUAUUGAAAAAGAUUUUCUUUGCAGUAUAAGUGAUUAAUGUAUUUUAGAGACAUUUUAGCAGAUGAAAAGUCAUUGCGAUUCGUUGUAAACAUGACAUUGUGAACUUUAUCAACAAUUUUUUUUAAUUUCUACUUAAUUAUUUAUUUAUUUAAUUUAAUUAUUAUUUUAUUUUAUCGGCGACACACCUCUCUGACAAUCCUGGGUCCGCCACUGGUUUUGGUAAUCUGCAAUGAUAGGAGUUCUUAUACAUAGUUUACUCAUGCUUUUAUGUUGAUAUUUUUUGGUGUUUUGGUGAUCUGCAAUCCUCCGGAUGUUGCUGUUAGUAUCUUUUCAAGUUUUCCAUUGUUGUAGAGGGCAAAACUCCAUGAAACUACCUAAACAUGAAUUAUGUCUAACUAUAUUGGAGUUUGAGACGUAUUGGUUUCUGAUUUGUUGAACUUUUUACAGCUUGCAGAUAGCGUCAACAUGGAUAGACCGGACGAAGAAUGUUGACACACUAGAGGAAGAUUUAGUUCAUGAAAAGUAUUUACGAUUGCAAUUUGUAACAAGAACAAGUUAUAUUAGGCUACUUGAGUGCUCUGUAGAGGAACAUUCAUCAGUUCCUUCUACUUGUAAGAUGUUUGUAUUUACAUUACGAGACUUAAAUUUAUAAAAUGUCAUUGAAAUA
Molecule: messenger RNA, 5007 nt
Organism: Linum trigynum
Lineage: Eukaryota; Viridiplantae; Streptophyta; Magnoliopsida; Malpighiales; Linaceae
Source: the annotation of a GenBank genome assembly